Sarcophilus harrisii (Tasmanian devil) is the source of this 2688-nucleotide messenger RNA. RefSeq lists its product as uncharacterized. NCBI's taxonomy places the organism in Eukaryota, Metazoa, Chordata, Mammalia, Dasyuromorphia, Dasyuridae. The record is from RefSeq and is a predicted model, not a curated record. Gene Ontology annotation, cellular component: keratin filament. The coding region runs from base 41 to 2002 and encodes 653 amino acids. The transcript is spliced from 7 exons.
UUCUGCUCCUCUCCUGAAAAUCCUCCUCACCCCACCCACCAUGUGCCACACCAGCUGCUCCCCUAGCUGCCAGCCAACCUGCUCCGUGCCUAUGUGCUGCAAGCCCGUCUGCUGUGUCCGUCCUUGCUGCCGCCCGGCCUCCUGUGUGGCCCUGCUGUGCCGCCCAGCGUGCCCUGUGGUGACCAGCUGCCAGGCAGUCUGUGGAGCUGGCAGCUGCUCCCCCUCUUGCUGUGUGUCCAGCCCCUGCCAGUCCAGCUGCUGCCAGACUAGUCCCUGCAGCUCUGUCUGCUGUGUGUCCAGCCCCUGCCAAUCUGCCUGCUGUGUGCCUGUCUGUUGCAAACCUACUGUGUGUGUGCCCUUGUGCUGCAAGCCUGUGACCUGUGGGGUUGCCUUCUGCCAGGUCUCCUGCUGCCAACCAGCUUCCUGCACCUCCUUGGUCUGUGGACCCUCCUGUGCCCCCUCCUGCUGCUGGCGAAUCCCCUCUGUGGGCCCCAGCUGCGCCCACGCAUCCUGGCCUCUGCUCUGCAUCGGAGGGUCAGUCUUAUAUCUCCUAGUGGCUGCUCCUAAUAUUACUAAGAUGACAGACCUGAAACCUAAGGACCAGCCUUCAGGGAGCCUAUCAAACAGGCACCAUCCACCACCUCCUAUGGUCCAGAGGCUCCCCUUGCACCAGCUCUCACUGAGCUUUCCCAUGUAUAGCUUGGUACGCAUGAAGAAGAGAUGGGCUGGUCAGCAGCAGGAUGGAGAACAUGUGGGUCCACAGAGCAGGGAGGUGCAGGAGGCUGGCUGGCAGCAGGAGGCCUGGCAGGAGGGGGCCCCACAGAUCAUGGGCUUGCAGCAGACUGGCACACACACAGCAGGUUUGCAGCACACGGGCACACACACGGCAGGUUUGCAGCAGACUGGCACACAGCAGGCAGACUGGCAGGGGCUGGACACACAGCAGACAGGACUGCAGGGACAAGCCUGGCAGCAGAUGGACUGGCAGGGGCUGGACACACAGCAGGAGGGGGAGCAGCUGCCAGCUCCACAGACUGCCUGGCAGCUGGUCACAACAGGGCACGCUGGGCGGCACAGUAGGGCCACACAGGAGGCCGGGCGGCAGCAAGGACAGACACUGCAGACAGGCUUGCAGCACACGGGCAUGGAGCAGCUUGGCUGGCAGCCAGGGGAGCAGCUGGUGUGGCACAUGCUGUGGAACUUCCUGGAGCGUGCUGCUCACAGGGAGAUGCAGAGCUUCUUCACGGCUUCCUUGGCUCUUGGAGCACAGCUGUUUGUCACCCUGCCUCUGCCUUCCCAGUGCGGUGGUGGGCUCAACAAACAGCAGCUGUUUGUCUCCUUUCCUCUCCAACACCUUAUUUUAGCUGUGGAACUUCCUGGAGCGUGCUGCUCACAGGGAGAUGCAGGAGAAGGAUCACUCCAAACCCAUCCCGCCUCCUCCGCUCCUCUCCUGAAAAUCCUCCCCACCUAUCCACCCACCAUGUGCCACACCAGUUGCUCCUCUGGCUGCCAGCCAACCUGCUCCGUGCCCGUGUGCUGCAAGCCCGUCUGCUGUGUCCGUCCUUGCUGCCGCCCGACCUCCUGUGUGGCUCUGCUGUGCCGCCCAGCAUGCCCUGUGGUGACCAGCUGCCAGGCAGUCUGUGGAGCUGGAAGCUGUUCCCCCUCCUGCUGUGUGUCCAGCCCCUGCCAGUCCAGCUGCUGCCAGGCUAGUCCCUGCAGCCCCUCUUGCUGUGUGUCCAGCCCCUGCCAGUCCAGCUGCUGCCAGUCUAGCCCCUGCAGCCCUGUCUGCUGUGUGUCCAGCCCCUGCCAGUCUGCCUGCUGCAUGCCAGUCUGCUGCAAACCUGCUGUGUGUGUGCCCAUGUGCUGUAAACCUGCUGUGUGUGUGCCAGUCUGCUGCAAGCCCAUGCCCUGUGGGGUCCUCUCCUGCCAGACCUCGGGCUGCCAGCCAGCCUCCUGCACCUCCCUAGUCUGUCGACCCUCCUGUGCCCCCUCCUGCUGCUGAGCAAAUCUUUGAAGGAUUACUGUAGGCACAGCUUAGCUGGCCCACUGGAGAAGUCUUUCCUGGUCCUAUCCAAUCCCCAGUGAGAAGGAGACGGUUUUCCCAGAAAGACCCUCUCUGAAACCUCCAGCUCAAUUGAAGGAAAUAUCUUUUGGCUUGGAGUUCAAGAACUGAGCUGGCUUUGACUGGAAGAACUGGCUUUGACUCUCCCACUGGGUGACCCGUCAGGUCACGCCUUUGCUUCAGUUUUCACAUCUCUAAGGUGAAGAGGAGGCCCAACUGAUUUAUAAUGAGGACAACAUAGGAUUCCAUAGAUAUGAAACGCUGCAAACCUGAAAGUGCUCCCUCAGUGCCCAAGGGGAAGAGAGCCAGCUUGUUCCCGAACAGUUUUGGGCCCCUCAGGAAGCUGGGGGUUGUGACCCUUUUCACAUCUCCCUGUGGGCAUCUCCCACAGCCAAGGAAACUACUCUUUGUUGCACUGACUUACUCUUACUUAACAACUUAAUAAAUCCACCAGAUCUCCCAUAUAUAUUCAUGUUUCUUCUUUCACUGAAUGGUUUGUCAAAACCCCAAUUCCUGGGGCAGUCAGAUGGCCCAGUGGCUAGAGCACCAGCCCUGAAGUCAGGAGGACUUCAGCUCAAAUUCGGCAUCAUAAAAAAUAAAAUAAAACUUCUAAUUCCUUCGGGAGA